Dicentrarchus labrax (European seabass) is the source of this 8840-nucleotide messenger RNA. It is a transcript of the gene col22a1, whose product is annotated as collagen, type XXII, alpha 1. Bases 374 to 5242 code for a protein of 1622 amino acids. Lineage: Eukaryota; Metazoa; Chordata; Actinopteri; Moronidae. The record is from RefSeq and is a predicted model, not a curated record. The transcript has 66 exons.
CUCGCAGUUCCCUCCCACUCUGUCCACCCAAGGUUUCUCAAACUCACCUCACCUCACUUUUUAACAACACUGUACACUGGAUUGUCACCCUGGAUUAUAUAAUAAUCUCAUCCUGAUUUCUGGCACCUGCAGGGGAGAUAUUUUGGAUUAUUAUCACCUGAUAAUGAUGCUGCCCCUGUGCUGAUUCAGGGUGUGAUUGCUGGAGGCAGAGAGAGAGACACCUCAGAGUGACAGGCCAGACAUCUACGUUGCAGUCCCAGGUCUACCAUUGAGAGAGGAAGUGGAAACAGGCCUGAUGAUACAGACCCACAGUUUGCUGGACAGCUUGAUGGUGGUAAUAAGCUAAACAAAACAAACCCAAACCAAGGCCGAGAUGGAAUUACGACUGGGAUUUAGGAUCACCCUGGUCUUGGUCAUUCUGGCCUUGACUCUUUCCGGAGAGAGAGUGGAAGCACAGAGGGCAGGAUGUAAAAAUGUCCACUAUGACUUGGCGUUUAUCCUGGACACCUCAUCCAGUGUCGGAAAAGAGAAUUUUGAGAAGAUCAGGCAAUGGGUGGCCAACCUUGUGGAGUCUUUCGACGUGGCACCCGACAAGACAAGAGUCGCCGUGGUACGCUACAGUGACAGACCCACCACCGAGUUCACCCUGGGCAGACACAGGACCCUGGAGGAUGUGAAGCGAGCUGCCCGUAACAUACGCUACCUGGGGGGGAAUACAAUGACUGGGGAUGCGAUCAGCUACACCACCACCAACAUCUUCACGGAGCGGAAUGGAGCGAGGCCCAUCGCCAGAGGCAUUCAGAAGGUGGCCAUCCUUCUCACAGAUGGACGAAGCCAGGAUUAUGUUCUGGAGCCCUCUAAGGCAGCUGCCAAAGCUGGCAUCAGGAUGUUUGCCGUGGGCAUCGGGGAGGCGCUGAAGGUGGAGCUGGAGGAGAUUGGGGCCGAGCCAAAGAAUGCCCACGUCUUCCACGUGACGGACUUUAAUGCCAUUGACAAGAUCAGGGGCAGGCUGAGGAGGAGGCUGUGUGAGAAUGUCCUGUGUCCAAAGAUGAAGGUUCAACCUGAUCGGUUUAAGCCCAACAGCACCAGUUAUGGUCUUGAAGAGGUUCCAGGGUUCGACCUAAUGGAGUACUUCAGUGUGAGAGAUAUUCUGGGAACCAGAGAUGAUGAUGGCCAAAGUUCUUAUGUCCGCCUUGGCACCAUGCCCAUUGUACAGCAAACAGAAGACGUGUUUUCUCAAGGGUUGCCAGAUGAAUAUGCCUUUGUGACGACAUUCAAAUUCAGGAAAACCUCAAGGCGUGAAGAUUGGUACCUCUGGCAGGUUUUUGACAAAUAUGGAAUCCCACAGGUGUCCAUCCGCCUGGACGGUGAGAACAAGGCGGUGGAGUACAACGCUGUCGGGCUGACAAAGGAUGCUGUCAGAGCUGUGUUCAAGAACCCAGAAGUGGACAACCUGUUUGACCGCAACUGGCACAAGAUUGGCCUCAGUGUCGAAGCCAAGUCUGUGUCUCUGUACCUGGACUGCAAACUCAUCCAAACUCUGCCUAUUGAGGACAGAGAGGACAUUGAUAUUCAGGGGAAGACAGUGAUUGGGAAGAGGCUGUAUGACAGCGUGCCAAUCGAUUUUGACCUCCAGAGGAUGAUGAUUUACUGUGACUCCAAGCAUGCAGAGCUGGAAACCUGCUGUGAUCUACCCAAUGGACCCUGCCCUAGGAAAGUUGUUACAGAGGCCCCCCCAGUGGAGAUCCUCACUCCAACACCUACUGUUGUGGAGCAACAAAGAGGACCUCAAGUGAACUGCUCCUGCACCGCAGGACAGAAGGGAGAGAUUGGCGCUCCUGGUGUUGCAGGACCUAUGGGUGAAAAGGGUGACACUGGCCCUAAGGGCGCCAUCGGACCGCCUGGAAUCAGAGGAGAAAAAGGAGAAACUGGCAAAGUAAUCUCUGUCAAAGGUGACAGAGGUGAGAAGGGUGAUACAGGCAGGAUAGGGUUGACAGGUGCUCCUGGACAAAAAGGAGAGAAGGGACUUGGUGGUGUGCCAGGUAUUGAUGGCUUAUCUGGAGACAAGGGAGACAAAGGUGCGGCAGGAGUGUCUGGUGAUCCUGGGCUGCCAGGACCAGCUGGACUAAAGGGAAUUCAAGGGGAUGCAGGAAUUCCUGGCGCACUGGGACCACAAGGUGUCGCUGGUGAAUCCGGAAUAAAAGGUGAAAAAGGAACUGCAGGAGUCAAGGGCGAGGCAGGUUUGGAUGGAUUACCUGGCAAAUCUGGUGUUUCUGGGAAAGAUGGUUUGAGAGGACUGGCUGGCACACCCGGACCCAGUGGAGUUAAAGGCACCAAGGGGGAGAGAGGCCUUCCCGGAUUACCUGGAGAUGUGUUUCAAAAAGAAGGUUUACGAGGUGAAAAGGGAGAACCUGGACCUGCUGGGCCUCCUGGGGCCCAGGGCCAUCCAGGGCCUCCUGGUCCUCCGGGUCUACAGGGUCUACCUGGGGAACCUGGAGAGUUCGGCCUGAGGGGAAAGAAGGGUGAGAGUGGACUUCCUGGAGUGGAUGGCCUUCCUGGACCGCCUGGUCCUCAGGGUCCAGCUGGGCCACCAGGAAACCAAGGACACACUGGACCUCCUGGUCUACCUGGUGAACUUGGAUUUUCAGGCAAACCUGGAGAGCCUGGAAAGCCUGGUCUUCCUGGUAAAGAUGGUCUGGAUGGUCUUCCUGGAAAUGACGGUGCCAUGGGGCCCAGGGGAGAGCGCGGAGCAGAUGGUUUUCCUGGCAAGUCUGGACCUAAGGGUGACGACGGGCCUCCCGGACCAAGAGGACCCCCAGGGGAGAGAGGAGAACCUGGUUCCCCUGGACAACCAGGUGCUGAUGGAACAAGAGGGGAUAGGGGUGUUCCGGGAGAACGAGGACAGGACGGACCAUUUGGGCCAAAAGGUGAUAAGGGUGACAAGGGUGAAGUGGGAGCUAGGGGACUGCCUGGCACUCCAGGAAAUGUGGCAAAUGUCAUCCCUGAGCCUGGUGAACCUGGGAAACCUGGAGAGAAGGGAGAGAAGGGGGAUCAAGGGAAACCAGGAGAGAUUGGUCAAAGAGGGUUGCCAGGUGAACAAGGCUUUAAGGGACCGCCUGGACCAGCGGGUCCUAAAGGUGACACGGGACUUACAGGAGAGACGGGGCGUGUUGGAGACCCUGGUCCACCUGGCCUAGCUGGUCCUCAAGGUUCUCGUGGAUUACCGGGGAAUGUGGGCAUACCAGGGAUCAUUGGGCCUCCCGGUCCAGCUGGACAGAGAGGAGACAAGGGUGAUCCAGGUAAACCAGGACAACAAGGUCCCGCAGGCCCACCUGGAGAGCCCGGUUUGAUUGGACCCCCUGGACCACCAGGGAAAGGGAAAGACGGGCAACGUGGAGAUCCAGGACCACAGGGAAUUCAAGGACCCCCAGGGCUAAAGGGUCAACCAGGGUCACGAGGAGAACCAGGGUUACCAGGGGACAGGGGUGCUGCAGGAGAAGGCAAAAUGGGACUACCGGGGCCUCCAGGAAAUAAUGGGGAACCUGGACCUGCGGGCUUGAGGGGUCCAUCUGGAGUCGCCGGUCCUCAGGGCCCAGCAGGACAUAAUGGUUUACCAGGAAGACCGGGAGAGAAGGGAUCUCCAGGAGAGCCUGGAAAGGCGGCAGACCUCUCUGACCUAAACCUGAAGGACGUAUGCUCAGACUGCCCUGCAGGUCCACCUGGAGCACCCGGUCUCCCAGGGGUCCCAGGGGACAAAGGACACCAGGGAUCUCCAGGGAAAGACGGUCAAGAUGGUUACCAAGGCCCGUCGGGACCAGCCGGACCUCAAGGGCCUCCUGGAGCUGACGGUGGAAAGGGUAUUAAAGGUGAUCGAGGACCUCCUGGUGGCCCUGGAGAAAAAGGAGACAAGGGUCACCCAGGACCCCCUGGCCAUCCCGGUUCUGCUGGCUUGAUGGGUACACCUGGUAACGAUGGACAGCCCGGACCCAUCGGCCCCCCGGGGCCCCUUGGAGAAAAGGGCAAAGAGGGUCUCAAAGGAAUCCAGGGACCACCGGGUCUUCCUGGCUUGAUUGGUCAGCCUGGAAAAAUGGGAAAAGAUGGCAGACCAGGUGAAACAGGAGAGCCUGGCAAACAAGGUGAACCUGGACCACCAGGAAACCCUGGGCUCAGGGGACUCCCAGGCUUUAAGGGCCACAGAGGAGAACCUGGACCACCAGGACCUAAGGGAGAAGAUGGAAAGUCUGGGUCACCUGGGCGGGAUGGCAAACCAGGGAAGGAGGGCUCUAUGGGACCUCCAGGCCGAGAAGGACUUAGUGGACCAAGAGGAGAGUCGGGCAAGCCAGGUGAACCGGGGCCGGCAGGAAAAGCGGGCCUCCCUGGAACUCCAGGUCUUAGAGGGGACAAGGGAGAGCCUGGAAACCCAGGAUUACCAGGCUUUAGUGGACCUAAAGGCCCUGCGGGUCCACCAGGUCCAAUUGGCCCAGAGGGAAAACAGGGGAUGCCAGGCAGAGUUGGUGAUCGUGGCCACAAAGGAGAUAAGGGAGAUCCAGGUAUGAAGGGAGAUAAAGGACAUUCAGGAGAUCCAGGCAUGCCAGGAAACCCAGGACCCCCAGGCAGAAAGGGCCACACAGGGAUGAUGGGUAUGUCAGGACCACCAGGAGAAUUAGGAGCUCCUGGGCCACAAGGACCUUCAGGAAACCCCGGUGUCCCAGGCCAAAGAGGAGAGUCAGUAUCACUGGAGCAGAUGAGACGGCUCAUCCAGGAGGAGCUGGCAAAACAAUUAGAUGCCAAAAUGGCUUACCUCAUGGCUCAGAUCCAGCCAGCCCAUGUGAAGAGUACAGCGGGCCGUCCAGGACCUCCAGGCCCUCCGGGUAAGGACGGCGGCAGUGGACGACCUGGCCCCCCUGGAGAGCCUGGUAUGCCUGGACAGAAUGGAGGAGAAGGACCCAGGGGACCCAUGGGCCCUAAAGGUGAGAAAGGAACAAAGGGAGAAAAGGGAGAAUCUGGUAUCGGUGAACGAGGAGAGCAAGGACCCUCUGGCCCCAUAGGACCUGCCGGUAUGCCUGGUUAUGGCAAAGACGGAAGCCCAGGACAAGCCGGAGCCCAGGGAGAGCCAGGAAACCCCGGCCCCCACGGUCAACCUGGACCUCCAGGUCCUCCUGGUCAAUGUGACCCCAGCCAGUGUGCCUACUAUGCCAGCCUGGCACACAGACCCCACACCAAAAACGUCAAGGGGACUUAAGAAAGAGGAAACACAAAGAGCUUGAAGUCCAGCUGUAUUUAUGAACUUGGUCGUGUCAGUCUGAAUCAAGAACUUUUCUUUUCCAAGAUAACCUCAGUUUGGAGAGCUGAAGCAACUUGUGCUGCCGGUCAGAUUCUUUGUUUUGUUUUUGGUAUGAAGCGUGGGAUGGAUGGGGAUUAAGCAUCAAAGGUAUUUUUCAGAUUUAAUAUGGGGUAAAGAGGGCAGCUACACAGUUUUUUCCUCACUUGCAUGCUCUCUGUAAAAUAUAUAGGGAGAUAACGAGGAUGAUACAAUUCCCUCCUCUUAAACCCCCUCCCCCCAUCGGGAGUUAAGAUUUGGGAGUCUGAUAUUGUAUCGUUUCAUCAGUAAUUACCAAAAAACUUCAGUUAGGCAAUGUCUUGCAGGAAUAUGUCUACAGCACAGUCUUUUCUUUUUCCUGCCUCACACCAUUUUGCAUCAAUUGCCAUUCGCAGCCCACGCUGUCCUACAUCGAGCAAUAGAUGUCAGUCACUGCUCACUAAAUUGUUUUCACGCUAGAGAUCUUCUACCAGUCUACUGGUAAUUACUCAGUCAAGGGAAUUAUCUGUUUUAUUGUCAUUGAUGGGAAGGGGGAGGGGGGACAGACUGUGAGGCACGAUCUCAAACACCAAUAGUGAUCUUGUGUAGGAGGAGUGUUAAUGAGUUAGUGUGGAGAGUGAUGAAUGACCACAUUUGUGCAAUUCUUGCCUCCAGGCUGGUAGCAUUGUUCUUAUGUAGUGUUUGGAAAGUAUUGGCACCCAAUAACAAAAACUGUUAGAAAAUCCCCCAUUAAACAAAGUGAACAUGUCUGAUUUAUUUAGACUGAAAUAAAGCAACAUUUUACUCUGGAAAUAAACUGGAGGCAACAGACAUGACUCUUGCCUUGGGAGAGAUUUGAAGGAUUUCAUUCCAAAAUUCUGUUUAUUUGCCUAAAAAAUGCAACACAGUGCUCACACUAGCAAUCAAAUGGUAUGAAUUUGUAUAAUUUAAAGUUGGAUAUCAUUUUGAAAUGAAAGUCAUUUAGAUUAGCUUGAAAAUCUGUACAAAACAGUAAUAACAUGACACGUGUGCAUAAUUCAUACGUGUCAUGUAAUGAUUUGUUCCAAGCUCACCCAUAGGAUAGCUAUUAAACCUGAGUCUAAAAACAGAGAUGUCGAGACAGGACGAAAUGUCACUGUUAGAUUUGUACUUUUAUGUUUAAUGAAGUGGCUCUGGUCAUUCUUGCUUUGAGGUAUGCAUAGACCCGAGCAGUAAACAGCUUUGAGGAGGUGGUAUAAUUGCAGCCUUUGUUCACCUUUCUUGAAAAGCUGCUUGUUUCACACUGCUUUCUUUAAAUGUGUCACUUCCUUUCUGUUCAGUGGGGCUUAAUAAGUGCCUACGCUGUGGCAGUGCCUGGCAGCUCAGACCCGCUCUGAAAAGACUCUGCUUUUCUUAUUUGUCCCCUGAAACCUUAAAUUGGAGCGUUGCUUCCAUGCAUCCUGAUGACCAGAGCAGUUGUGGUAACCAUUAAGAAGAUUCUUUGUCUUACGUCCCUUAUGGACCAAUUACACCUCUCCCUAACCUCAGAUGUGCUGGUCAUCUAAAAUCUAUUAAAUAGUCUCCACAAAAGGUAUCACAUUUGUCUUCCUUUUGAAAACAUUAAGAAACACUUCAAUACAUACAAGAGCAAAAAAGGAAGUGCGGGAGCAAUUUUCAAGAAGAGGAUACAGAAAUGUUAUGUGCCAAAACAUACGGUAUGACCUACAGGUCACAGAUUAUGACUUUAUGGGCCAUUCAUACUUAUAAUCUCUUGCUCAGGUUACCUUUUGGGAAGUCAUUCAUAAAGAAUGUAAAGCUGUGGCUCUGACACAACUUAGUUUUUGAAGAUGUUGGUAAAGCAGACUGGAGGUUUUAGUUCGACAAAUAUUUCUCGGCUGCUCUGGAGGCAGGAGUAAUUUGAUUUUUGUGUCAUUUUUGAAAGAAUUAACCGUACAUUCUUCAUCUUACAAAUGAAAAGUUGAGUUCAUGACCAAUAAAGUGCACCCUUGCUAAAUUCUGUACACUCAGGGGUUUUCCUGCUGUAGCCUCCCUAUCUUAUUGGUGGCUAAUGUUAAUGCUAAUGUUAGCAAAAGGUUGAAUUUAACAUUUACAUUGUUUUCAUGUUCCCACAUGUGGACAGUGGCCUCUCUUCAACUGAAGUUACAUAGUUACAGUUAUAGUUCAAAAUAGAAAACAUUUGAAUAAAAAGGCUUAUUUUUCAUUGCUUCAUGUCCAUAGCAUUAGGUUAGCUUGCUAGCUUGCAUUAAUACAUAAGAAUAGCUAGUUUAAUAUAGGCUGGCCAGCAAUGCUCACUAGCUGCUUUUUCAACUUUUUUAUGUACAGUAUGUUGCCAACAAAACUGUAGAUGUUACAGCACCUCUGGGAUGUAUCUUGCCUUCAGAACAGCUCUGCCUCUGAGAAAUGUUCGUAUCACUAAAACUACUGUAAAACUUCUAAUAAUAGCCCGGGUGUUUAUUUGCCUAAAUCACUGAAGUCACCCUGCCUUUAUUGGGGUCAGGCCUUUAUUCCUUUAGCACAAAACUCUUGCUCAACACAGAUGGAAAUACAAUGUAACCGUGCUGCUUCUCUUGAGUUUUGUUCAGCAAAUUUGACAACUUAAAUAGCUUAAAUUUCAGGUCGUACUUUUUUCUCUGUGCUGCCGCCAUGACACUCGAACGGGAACGUUGUUUUACGGCAGCUGGUAUUUUGUUUACCAUGCCGGUAAAUCUGAAUAAUAUUAUUUUGUGGUGCUCAUAGUUUCCUUAAAAUGAACCAAACAAUUGAAUUGUGGAGAAUCUAACUAAUCUAACAAUGUGCAGCAUGUCCAUACUGACAAAGGUUAAAACAUUUAUAUUUGUGUAGGCGAACUAAAUGGCUUAAAACUCGCUCAAGCGGGCGACCCGGUGGGCUUUAAGAGGUUUUAUACAUCCAGAUAAUUCCUAUAAAAUCCAGACCAGGCUUCUAAUUGAGACCUGCAUUUAUUUGGCAAAAUGUGUGGCCACACCAGGCUUGUAAAGGAGACCUGCUUCUAUUUGGGACCCUGCUUUUGUUAGAAGUUUUAUAGUACCUAAGGUUCAGAAUCACGGUUUGGUCCUAAAUGUGUGAUUGGAAUGAAUUACCUGCCAUGUCAUACCAUUUAAUAUAUCUUUCUAUUAGCUGCUUCUUUGUCAGUGAUUUAUUAUUGCACAAUCAAACCGCAUCAGUAUUGCCCUUUCUUGGUUUUGUAAAUGCUUGAUACAGUUACCAAUAGAUGUGUUACAGGGUGGGAUGGUAAGUAAGUUGCAGCACACAGCUUAAAGUUUUGUAGUGCAUAUUAGCCAAACAUCUUUCAUUAUUCAAAUUAGCUGUUUUUGCUAAUUGAAAGAUUUUUAAGUUAAAGUUAUCAGGCUUUGAACCAAUACAAUUGUGUUUUAAUGCAGUAAAAAUGUAUUAACCUGUUUUCCCCCUUUUUUCCUGAUGAAUUGGUGCUAAGAUAUUUUAAAUUAGUAGCAUAUUGUAAGUAUUGGAAAGACACAUGUACUGUACUGUAUAAUAAAGACUGGAACAGAUUAAUUUUAUAAAA